Molecule: messenger RNA, 1216 nt
Organism: Macrobrachium nipponense
Lineage: Eukaryota; Metazoa; Arthropoda; Malacostraca; Decapoda; Palaemonidae
Product: coiled-coil domain-containing protein 115-like
Exons: 3
Coding region: 174-857 (227 amino acids)
Biological process (GO): vacuolar proton-transporting V-type ATPase complex assembly
Source: RefSeq, a predicted model, not a curated record
UCCAGGAAGCUGUACGACAACUUACUCGGGGGAAUUGUGAUCAGCUGAUUUAGCAAAACAUUUCAUUCCUCUUCUGCAAGCGUUCGCUUCAAUACGGUACUACGGUAACCGGAUCGUCGUUCGGUGGAGACCUGUUUCUUGUGGCGUACCGAGUGUGUAGCUGACUGCCAAACAUGGCAACCAGCAUACAGUUAUCCCCUGAGUCACUUUGUGAUGGGCUGGACCAGCUUUGUAUCCAAAAGCUCGAAUUAAUGGAUCAGUUAAUCAAGAGCAAUAUGAUGUUGGAAAGUACUAUGAGGGGAGGCUUUUUCAUGUUAAGCAAAACCAGAUAUGCACUUGGCAACAAAGCCGUCAGUUCAUUGCAGUUACCAAAUGAGGAAAGAGAAGUGGAUGCCCUGGCAACAGCUGUAAUGACUCCGGUACCCCUAGAGGGGUAUGAAGGAGACAUUCUAUAUAACCAUGUUGAUACCAAAUUCCAAGAUCCUGUAGUAACUAUUGUAGAGGAAGAGCAUGAAGAAGCAGCUACAGAUAAAAUGGUUACUAAUGCUGAUGACCAAAUGGAAGGCUUACGUAGAAGAUUUAAAAGUAAUGAAGAUGAAGAGCCACUUGAUGAGAAUGGUAUAGAGGAUCUCGAUUACAGUGAGAGAAAAGUAAAGACAGUUAACCGUGACCCUAUACGUUGGUUCACCGCUUUACCACCACAAACUUUACGACAAGCUCAGUCUGAAUUCAAAACUGCUAUACAAUUAGUUUCUCAGUGUGCUACCCUGAAAUUAAAAUUAAGAGCUGUAAAUAAAGAAUAUAGUCGUUUAAAAAAAAUAAAAGCAAAGCUUGAAAGGCUUGAAAAGGAGCCAUAAAUAAUUUUUUAACAGUAUUAUUCUUCUGAAAUUUCUUAAUUAUAUAGAUAUUAAAAUGUGGCUGCAGGUAAAGAUUUCCUUUAUUUUCUUGAUUCUCAGGAAUGGAUGUUGCUGAUAUCUCACAUUUUCUAAUAUUUAAAUUACUUUAUUACCUUAAGACUUAAGCAGUGCCUUAUUAGUUUUAAAGUACGUAUGUAUAUUUUUUAUAGUUUGUUUAAUUUUACUACAUUCCUUUCAGCAAAUAUGGAAAUUGAAUUUUACAUGUUAUCCUUGCAUUGAAGAGGAGAGCAUGUUGUAUGAAUUGUCUGUAUUUAUUUUUCUGUGUAUUGUGUCAUCAUAAAAGUAACAGCCCUCUUUUU